CUCUUUAUAUCUUUCUUACCAAACACAUACUAAAAGUUUUCUCUCAAUAUCCUAGAAAUAAUAUACUUUUUCCUAAUCUUUCUUUUUUCCCACACGACAAGGAAAUUUAAACCUCAUAAUUUCUUGACAGAGAAAUAAAAAAACCUUCCAACUGCUCGAUUUAUUAUUAUUUUGGGUAAUCUUGAAAAAUAUGGUUAUAGCUACAGAAACCACCAGUGGUGGUAGUCAUCACCGGAGACUCACUUUCGCCGCCUUCUUAAACUCCGAUCCCGCAGCCGAAGAAGAAGAACAACGGAGCCAUGGUGUUGAUGUUGAUGCCAUCAAUCCCACUACUAGCAACAACAACAACAUGAACAUGAACAAGGAGGUUCAUUAUUACCAACAACGUCAAAGCAAUGCUUCGACUACUAGCGGCGAGUCGUCUCCUAAUCAGGUUUUAUCUCCAUGGAAUCAAACUUACUCUCCUUACUACACCGACACAACAACGACUCCGUCCAUGUCUCCCUCCCCGUGGAACCAAACUUACUCUCCGUACUACAAGUCUCCUUGGAUCUACCAGAGACGUAACAUGGAUGAUGAUGGUACCGACAACGGUUUGGUCGGCACGAUCGUUAGACAAGACGGUCAUGUCUAUUCGUUGGCUGCUUCUGGAGAUCUUUUAUUCACUGGAUCCGAUUCCAAGAACAUUCGUGUUUGGAAAGAUCUCAAGGACUUCACCGGGUUUAAAUCAACAAGUGGAUUGGUUAAAGCUAUUGUAAUAACCGGAGAUAACCGGAUUUUCACCGGUCAUCAAGACGGUAAAAUCCGGGUUUGGAGAGGUUCUAAAAGCAGAACCGGAAGCUAUUCACGAGUCGGAAGCUUGCCGACGUUGAAAGAGUUUUUGACAAAGUCAGUGAACCCGAAGAACUACGUCGAGGUUCGUCGCCGGAAAAAUGUUCUCAAGAUCCGUCACUACGACGCCGUUUCGUGUCUUAGCUUGAACGAAGAGCUCGGUUUACUCUACUCCGGUUCGUGGGACAAGACUCUCAAAGUCUGGAGACUAUCCGAUUCGAAAUGUUUAGAAUCGAUUCAAGCUCACGACGACGCCAUCAACACGGUGGCUGCUGGUUUCGACGAUUUGCUUUUCACCGGAUCCGCCGACGGAACUUUGAAAGUGUGGAAACGUGGGCUUCAAGGCAAAGGGACGAAGCAUUUCUUGGUUAAUGUGCUGAUGAAGCAAGAGAACGCUGUAACGGCGUUAGCGGUUAACUUAACGGCGGCUGUUGUUUACUGCGGUUCUUCUGACGGCAGCGUUAAUUUCUGGGAAGGGCAGAAAUUUCUUUCUCACGGCGGGACUCUACGCGGCCAUCGUAUGGCGGUGCUCUGCCUCGCCGCCGCCGGGAGUCUUGUUUUAAGCGGGGGAGCGGAUAAGAACAUUUGUGUGUGGAGGAGAAACGUCGAUGGGACACACUCGUGUCUCUCGGUGUUGAUGGACCACGUGGGACCUGUUAAGUGUUUGACGGCGGUGGAAGAGGCCGAAGAAGACGGCGACGGAGUUGAGAAAGGAGAUCAGAGAUGGAUAGUGUAUAGCGGGAGCUUGGAUAAAUCGGUGAAAGUGUGGCGCGUGACGGAGACGGCGUCUACGGUUAUCGGCUGAGAAGUGUUUUGAGGGAGGAGAGAGCACGCGCCGGCUUGAGCGCGUGGAGAUGCGGACUAUGGUAAAGGGGAAUGUUCCGCGGCCCAUGUGAUUCGUGCCGUUGUGGUCAAGGCAGAGUUUUUAUGGCCGGCUAAAAGAAGCAGUUCAUACAACCAAUAGGGAACUGCCACGUCCUGUAAAGUAUCUAAAAUGGUUUUUUUUUUUAUAGAAAGUUCCAUUAGUUUAUUCGAUCUUUCUUUUGUAAGUGUAACUGCACAUAUUUUUGAGUUACGUUUCAGAAAAAUAUUGUUUCAUUGUAUUAAAUCAUUUUGUUCAUAUACUUAUUAUUUUAUGGAAUUCGUUUAAACAUA
Molecule: messenger RNA, 1986 nt
Organism: Camelina sativa (false flax)
Lineage: Eukaryota; Viridiplantae; Streptophyta; Magnoliopsida; Brassicales; Brassicaceae
Product: protein JINGUBANG
Molecular function (GO): protein binding
Source: RefSeq, a predicted model, not a curated record